This is a messenger RNA of Poecilia latipinna (sailfin molly), 3129 nucleotides long. RefSeq names its product B-cell receptor CD22-like. Lineage: Eukaryota; Metazoa; Chordata; Actinopteri; Cyprinodontiformes; Poeciliidae. The record is from RefSeq and is a predicted model, not a curated record. Bases 204 to 2297 code for a protein of 697 amino acids. The transcript is spliced from 11 exons.
GAAUAUUUUAAAGUCUUCCCGUUUUUCUACAACCUAUCUACUACCAUCAUGUGUCGCCAUUAGCCGCUCACACACAGAUGAGAAGAGGAAGGAAACUGAGCUCAUUCUAAACAACUUCUUCAUCUCAUUUGCAUAAGGUUCUGGGGGAAAAUAACUUCCUGUUACUUUGUUCUGCAGACUAAAGUUGAGUCUCUGCCAUUUUUAUGUCAUAUAAAGAGAUGAAAGCAGCAGCUAUGAGUUUCUCAGCAGCGAUCCGUGGAGUUAUUGUCCUUCUGAUGGCAGCAGAUGUUUGUGGUCAGAAUGGCUGGGGUGUGAGUUAUAGUCCUUCCAUUUGUGCCCUAAAAGGAUCAACGGUGGAAAUGAGCUGCAACUAUACUUACCCAGUCAUAUAUGAAAACGUACGGAUUGUUAUAGAGAAAACAUUAUGGUUUACAAAAGAGAGUAAUGGAAAUUAUGAGGAUCUGAAAGACGACAGAGAUUAUUCAGGUCGUGUGGAAUAUCAAUGUACAGAAAAAUCCUGCAGUCUGAAAAUCUCUAAUGUGAGACAAGCUGACUCAAAAGAGUACAAGUUCAGGUUCACAACAAACCAUCCAGAUGGAAAAUACACUGGUUCACCUGGAGUCUCUUUAUCUGUCACAGAUCCACAGCUCCAGGUGAAGGUAAACAGGUUAGACGAUCCAACCAGGAUCCAGCUGACAUGUCACACUGACUGUCAGCUGCCUCGUCCAGUUUCCUACGUCUGGUUGGAGGAUGAAACACCAAUCACAACAGAGAAUAAAAAUGUGUUCCUGUCCUCAUUUAACACCACACACAGAUAUCAAUGUGCCAUAAAAGGACGUGAGGAUGUUCCAUCUCCUGCAGUGUAUGCUCCUCGGACCACCGUUCUGUCAGUGACGCCCUCAGAAACUGUUGAAGGCUCUUCAGUGACUCUGACCUGCAGCAGUGAUGCUAAUCCAGCAGCUAAAUACGACAUUUACAGGGUGAAUGAAGGUCAACAUGGUCAACUUCUCAGAACAGAAAUACAAUCAGUCUUCAGCUCCAUCCAGGUCUCUGAUACUGGGAGGUAUUACUGUACAGCUGGAAAUGACCUGGGAAGCCAAACGUCUCCAAGUAUCGAUAUUAAUGUGAAAUACGGUCCAAAGAGCUGCUCUGUGUCGGUGAACCCCUCUGGAUCAGUAGAGGAGGGAAACCCAGUGAGUCUGACCUGCAGCAGUGAUGCUAACCCAGCAGCUAGCUACACCUGGUACAAGGAGAAUAAAAUCAUUCUGACUGGAUCGAAGGUUUAUCAUGUCGCUGUCGGCUCUGAGGACAGAGGAAACUACGUUUGCAAGGCUCAGAACCAGCAUGGAGAACGUAACUCUUCAUCUCUGUUUCUAGAUGUUCUCUAUGCCCCAAAGGUUCCCUCUGUGUCCAUAAGUCCUUCUGGUGACAUCAUGGAGGGAAACUCAGUGACUCUGACCUGCAGCAGUGAUGCUAACCCAGCAGCUAACUACACCUGGUACAGGGGAAAAGACAAAAAACCCAUGAAAUCAAAUAAAAAUCUCAUCUUCAACUCCAUCAAUUCAAAUGAUUCUGGGCAAUAUUACUGUACAGCCACAAACACGAAGGGACAAAAUAACUCAAGAGUCAAUGUUGACGUUAAAUAUGCUCCCAGAUCUCCUUCAGUGUCACUGAGUCCUUCUGGUGACAUCAUGAAGGGCAGCUCAGUGACUCUGACAUGUAGCAGUGAUGCUAACCCAGCAGCUAACUACAGCUGGUACAAAGAGGGAGAAAAGGCACCAAAAGCUUCAGAAAAAAGCUUCACUAUCACCAACAUACAAAAUGAACACAAUGGGAACUAUUACUGUAAAGUCCAGAACAAGAUAGGAUGGCAUAACGCCACUGUAACUGUGAAUGUUGUGGCAGUGUCAUUAAUGUAUAUACUCAUUGGAACUAUUCCUUCUAUUUUGCUGAUCAUGAUAUUCCUCCUUGUCUUAAUAUCGAGAAAGUGGAGAACAUCAACACCACCGCCUAAGCCUGGAGGAAACCCCAACAACAUUGAGCAGAGCCAAGGCAGCCUGUCGAAGUCGCAGGAAGACCUUCAGUACGCCAGCAUCCAGUUCAUGAGGAAGCAGAGAGAUCCUGUGUAUGAAAACUUUACACCUGGUAAAACCGGCACAGCUGAUCUGGAGGAAGAGGGAGAGCAGAACGUAGAGUACGCUACUGUCAAGUUUAGCCAGAGAACUGAAAACCCAGAACCCGAAGAUGAUUCAAAUGCUUUAUACAGCGUAAUAAAUAAACCUAAACGGGGUAAUUAAUAUUUAUUGCUUUACAGACAUACUUGUGGUUGUCUAGUUGUUCUUUUUUCAUCAUAAUUACCUGCAGCUUUGGCAGUCAGCCUCCAGGUGAACAAUAGGAUGGACCAAAGUGCCCAGUGAAUGGACUUUCUGCUUCGAAUUUCCCUUUUAUACAUAUUGUCAUUAUUAUUAUUGCUGGAAAAGAGGACAAUUCAACAAAUGUUGCUUUGUGACACAAUGAAACAGAAAGUGUAACACCAUAUAUAUAGAGAAGACGUCAUCUGGAAGACAUUGAAAGGAUGAAAUUAAAACCCAUGAGUGAGUGCUCAAACUUUCCCAAACAGGAGGAAGCGUGGUUGAUAGAUGUGAGGUAAUGAGAUGAAGGGGAUGGAUUUCUCCUCACCCACAAAAACAGUCUUUCUGUUGCAAACUCUUUUUUUCCCCCAGGACCAUUUAACACCUCAGCCAUAUAAUUAAUCCUGCCUUUAGCAACAAAAGGUUUGAGAGUAAGAGCAUUGCACCAGCUCUACAAGUCAACAGCCAGACCACUAACACUCCCACAGUGUUGGCGUAACGCUCAUGUCACGGUCGGACAGCGAGGGGGCUGUCCCGUCAGACCGUCAGUUCCUGAAACCAAACACACUCAAACAAACUUGUAACCGUGCACAGAAUAAAAAAACUUGUGGGAUCCAAAUGAUCCCCAUUCCUCAAGACUGUGGGAGUUUUAAGGUGACCACAGGUAUUUUUUAUUAAACUAAUGGGGGAGAAAAUGCAUUGUUUUAUCAGCAAUAUGUGCUUUUUCUUUGUAAAAAAAAAAAGAAAAGUGAUGACUCACUGUUGCCAAAUGAACAGG